GCCCACAGUACCAUUAUGUCCCCAGGUAUACGUGAUCUAUAGAGGAAGGCAACCUGUUAUGGUGAUACGGAAUCUGGACAUGGUCAAAGACAUUUUCACAAAGUAUUUUGACCAUUUCGUCAACAAAACGUCAUACGCCAUUGACGAGCCGUUCAGCCACGCUCUUCCAGAGGCGAAAGAUGAAGACUCGAAAAACAUCCGCACCACCAUCAGCCCAACGUUCAACACGGUCCGGCUAAAGCGGAUGUACGGACACAUCGAGAGCAACACCAGACGUCUGUUGCAUCACUUGAAGAAGAAACAGGAGAGAAACGAGCCGGUGGAGCUGAAGGAGGUCCUGUCUCUCUUCACCAUGGAUGUCAUCGCCAGCACGGGCUUCGGCGUGCACACCAACUCUCUCGAGGACCCGAAUAACCGGUUCUUUACAGAAAGCAAGAGAAUCAUGGACAGCGUGGGGUUAUUGCUUUUGAUAACGACGUUCUUAGAUUUCCUCAAGCCUGUCCUGAAGUUUCUCGGAAUAGCGAGCAUGCCUCGGAUGUCUCUGGACUUUUUCUCUCACUUCGUCGACGUGGUAAUUCAGGAGAAAAAGCACGAGGGCUCUGGGGCGGGUUCGAAGAGGCACGACUUUCUCCAGCUGAUGAUGGAGGCGGAAGAAGACAAGCCGGGACAGGAAAACGACAACAGGACAGAGGAAGAGGCAACAGCGCUCAAUAGUCGCAGCAGGAGCAAGCCAGGGCUCAGCCUAACUGACUUGCAGCUUCCCCAAGGACAAGCCAUCAUCUUCACCCUGGCCGGUUACGAGACGGUGUCUAGCGCCAUGACCUUCACCUUGUUCCUCCUGGCCAUGAACCCAGAGUGUCUCCACAAGGCACAGGCGGAAGUGGAAGAAGUUCUGAGCGGAAAGUUCCCGGAUUACGACGAUAUACAGUCCCUGAAGUACUUGGAUAUGUGUCUCAACGAAGUUAUCUGGAUGUUUCCGCCUGGGUUCUUACUUGGGUUCAAAUUCCGAAGGGAGUUUGUUAACUUCCCAGUUGCUAUACAUCGGGACCCAGAACUUUGGCCAGAGCCGGACACAUUCAGGCCUGAAAGAUUCACGGCAGAGAACAAGUCUACAAGACAUCCUUGUGCCCACAUUCCUUUUGGGCAGGGUCCGUGCAACUGUAUCGGCAAGAGACUGGCCCUGUUGGAGAUGAAAGUGGCUCUGGCGGCCAUCUUGCAGACGCUGACCCCGGUGUCAUGUGACCAGUCGGUGUACCCAGUGGUGCCAGAGCCUCUGCUUAUGGUGGCCAAGGGGGGAGCUUGGGUCAAGUUUGACGUCAGGAGCUGAGGGGUCACCUUUUACCAGUAUUUCUUCACGUCUGCUCAGUAUUUGAAGAUAUAUGGUCGCUUUUAAGCACAAGGGGGCUAUCCCGAAAAAUGCUGUUUUGAGAAAA
Messenger RNA from Aplysia californica (California sea hare), 1433 nucleotides. RefSeq names its product cytochrome P450 3A1. The record is from RefSeq and is a predicted model, not a curated record. NCBI's taxonomy places the organism in Eukaryota, Metazoa, Mollusca, Gastropoda, Aplysiida, Aplysiidae. Gene Ontology annotation, molecular function: oxidoreductase activity, acting on paired donors, with incorporation or reduction of molecular oxygen; iron ion binding; steroid hydroxylase activity.